CAUCCACACCCAUACUCAGCCGCCCACCCAUAUCCGCACCCACCCAUACUCACAUUCACAUCCACACCCACAUUCAGUCGCCCUAUACCCACAUCCGCACGUAUCCAUACUCACACCCACAUCCGCACCCACCCAUACUCAUACCCACACUCAUUCAUUCAUACCUACGUUAAAGAAUAACUUUAUUUUUUGUUUGUAAUUUGAAUAACUUGAAAAUUUUAUUCAGAGAACAAACGGAUCGUGAAAGACGUGAAGCACAAUAUCGUACUGAACAAUUACAACAUGAAAUUGAGCGAUUGAAAAAUGAAUUAACACAUAAAAAAGAAGUUAUUUAUGAAAAAGAUAAAUUAAUACAAGAUACACAAUAUAAAAGUCGAGAAAUGUUCCUUGAACGACAAUCAGCUGAAGAAAAAAUAUCAAAUGAAUACAAAAGAUUAAAUGAACUUGAGGAUAGAAAUCGUCUACUCGAAGAAGAAUUAGAACAUAUACGACGUAGUCAGAUACUAGAAAAUAUAACUGUUCGACGAACUGAUGUUAUUAAUCUUGAUGGUGGUACAAUUGAUUCAUCAAAUCGUAUUGAAGAAUUAAGAAUGAAAAUCAACGAAUAUGAACGAAAAUUUCUACAUGAAAAAACUAGUAAAGAAUCAUUACAAGUUCAAAUGAAAAUACUUGAAGAAGAAAAUACGGAUCUUCGAGAUAUAAUGAGUCAGAUGCGAAAGAGAACACAAGAUGAUCGACGAGAAGAUCGUGAUCGUAAUGAUGAAAUUCAAUUAUUAAUUGCUCGUGCUGAAUCAAAUGCUCGACAAUAUAUGUCAAAUUUUAAUUUAUCACCAUCACCAACAUCGACUUUAGUGAGGAUAAUGCCAUUAUCAUGA
Adineta steineri is the source of this 875-nucleotide messenger RNA. NCBI's taxonomy places the organism in Eukaryota, Metazoa, Rotifera, Eurotatoria, Adinetida, Adinetidae. The record is from the annotation of a GenBank genome assembly.